AUGAGUGGUUCAUCACUACCCUACAUCGGGAGUAGAAUCUCCCUCAUCUCCAACGCCGAGAUCCGCUACGAAGGCAUACUCUACACGAUCAACACCGAGGAGUCUACUAUAGCUCUACAAAACGUCAAGUCGUCUGGUACCGAGGGCCGCAAGACCCCCCACGUUCCCCCGAGCGACGAGGUCUAUGACUUCAUCAUAUUCCGAGGCAAGGACAUCAAGGAUCUCACUGUGUUAGAAGGUGCUGGUCAAAAGACUGGUCCUCUGACGGAUCCAGCCAUCGUGAGCAUGAACCAAGCCCCCAAGGUCGGUGGUGGCAACCGUCAGCAGAGAGAUGAUCGCGGUGGUCGUGGUCGCUGGGAAGAUCGUGGUAGCUGGGGGUACGGCGGAGGUGGCAAGGGAUAUGGAAAGGGGUAUGGCAAGGGUAGCUACUAUGGUGGUUAUUCUGGUGGUUAUGGUCGCAGUGACAGACCUCACAGGAGACCCCCUACCCGUACAGGUCCUGUUGGUGAAUUAGUCCCUAACGUGAAUCCUGAAGCCAAGGCUGAGGUGAAGGAUGAGUUCGAUUAUGCUGGCAACGCGUCCAAGCUUGAGAAGCCUGACGAAAGUGCUGUGUCUACCGCUGGUACCACAGUCAGAAGUGGUUACAGUAAGAAUAAAGGGUUCUUUGACGACAUCUCCUGUGACGCUCUUGACCGUAGAGCGAGAAGCAAUCAAGGUCCGACUGAUCCGGCCAUUCUUGAUCAGAGGGCCAAACAGCGAGCUACCGAUAAGGAGACAUUCGGCGCGACUGCUGCCCAGCGUCGACCCUUCGGAGGGUAUCGACGCCCGUACGGCAAGGGCCGUGGUGGGAAGGGCGGUAAGGGCAAGGGCCGUAGUUAUUAUUAAACGACUAUGUAUUGCAGUAUUAGUGGUGGUGAUUAUCUGACUUGUGUGAUGAAUCGUAGCGCCCACCGAGCGCCUAGCGAUCCAUCCUACGUUACGAAGCUGAGGUCCUAUCUGUUGCAGGUGUUAUUUCUAGUAUUUGUCGAAUGAAUUAUUUACGGAAGUUACCUCGAUAUCGCGUCAUGUGUCGCUUGCGUUCAUGCGCAUAUCGUCGUAAUUCACAGUGUGUUCAGUGAUAGAACUGCGGAUGCAGUGGCACACACACUCCCUGAUAGUCUAUAAGAUUUGAACUCUCAUUAUUGUCAAUACACCCCACAUUGAUCGUAACACCGUUAUUGCUGCCAGUUUAUAGAAAUCACUAUGAAGAAUUCCAGAUAGAGACGUGUUAUGUUCGCCUAUUCCAUGUACCACAUUACUAUCACGGUGUCACUAGUGAGUUGCUGCUCGUGUAUGCGCUGCCGAGUCUGGCACGUGAGUAGUGUCGAGGAUUAUUUUAAGCACCCAGAGAUGUUGUGAGUUGCAGCUACUGAAUCGUGGCUCGACUAACAGGCUGUUGGGU
Molecule: messenger RNA, 1441 nt
Organism: Perkinsus marinus ATCC 50983
Lineage: Eukaryota; Perkinsozoa; Perkinsida; Perkinsidae
Product: Glycine-rich RNA-binding protein, putative
Exons: 1
Coding region: 1-885 (294 amino acids)
Biological process (GO): P-body assembly; cytoplasmic stress granule assembly
Cellular component (GO): P-body
Molecular function (GO): mRNA binding
Source: RefSeq, a predicted model, not a curated record